Penicillium taxi is the source of this 1359-nucleotide messenger RNA. Its product is annotated as putative L-serine dehydratase. The record is from RefSeq and is a predicted model, not a curated record. The coding region runs from base 1 to 1359 and encodes 452 amino acids. The transcript has a single exon. Gene Ontology annotation, biological process: L-serine catabolic process; L-threonine catabolic process. Lineage: Eukaryota; Fungi; Ascomycota; Eurotiomycetes; Eurotiales; Aspergillaceae. Gene Ontology annotation, molecular function: L-serine ammonia-lyase activity; pyridoxal phosphate binding; threonine deaminase activity.
AUGGGAAGCAUACUACCUUCUGUUGAUACCUACAAGAAGCCCUUCAAAACACCGUGGAUUGAAACACCACUCAUCGAGUCAGCCAGCCUUUCCCGAGCGGCUGGUUGCAGGAUCUUCUUGAAGCUAGAGAAUGUCCAACCAAGCGGCUCAUUCAAAUCCCGUGCUAUGGGCAACCAGAUCCUAUCCCACCUUCACAAACCAGAGUAUGCCAACUGUCGAGUUCACUUUUACGCGUCAUCGGGUGGAAACGCCGGACUGGCAGCUGUAUGUGCUGCCCGGAGUCUAGGCUACCCCUGCACAGUCGUGGUGCCGAUGUCAACGAAGCCCUUGAUGAUUGAGAAGCUCCAUGCAGCUGGUGCUGCGGACGUUAUCCGCUAUGGCGAGACAUUCUUUGAGGCUGGCUCAUACAUGAGAGAUGUUAUAAUGCAGAACAGUUUCGGCGAUGACGAGGAUAUCGCCAAGAUCGCCCUCCACCCCUUUGACAACGAGCCCAUCUGGCAAGGAAACAGCACUAUAAUCGAUGAGCUGGAGGCACAGCUCCCGCCUGCUGCCAAUAACGACGAAGAAAAAGUUUACCGCGGACGUGCACUUCCCCUCGACGCGCUUCUGUGCAGUGUUGGUGGCGGUGGUCUUCUAAACGGCCUCGUCAUGGGUCUUGAGAAACGUCGUUCUUCAAAACAUAGCGGUAGCUCUAACAACAGCCACUUUUACCUGGACACAAGUUCAUCUACAGAAUCUCGCUCUACAUCUACAUCCACCCAGCCCGGCCCUAUUCACAUUCUCGCCAUCGAAACUGCAGGCACUGACUCUCUAGCUGCCUCAAUCGCCAAUAAAUCGCUCGUUUCUCUUCACAAAAUCACGUCUCAAGCUACGUCACUCGGUGCACUCCGUGUAUCAGAAACCACCUUCCAAUACGCCACUGCCCCUCCGCCGGGAAUCAAAGUUCACAGCGCCGUACUUUCCGAUGCAGAUGCUGCGAGGGGUGUGCUGCGGCUUGCGGAUGAUGAACGUCUUCUCGUGGAGCUGGCAUGUGGAGUCUGCGUUGAGGCAGCUAUUGGCGAUGCUUCUAUUGCUGGAAUUUCUAAAAAGCGGAAGAGGAGUGCGGAUGACUCUCACUCACAAAAGGAUGAAGGUUACGGGGAUGACCGGUGGUCAUCGAUGGAUGAAACUGAUCCUGAGUCUGAGGUGCAGGAUGAUGAUGUCGAGGCGAAGUUACCUGCUCUCAAGUCUAAGUUGAAGCAACUUGUUCCGGAUCUUAACUCCCAAAGUAGAGUUGUUAUUGUUGUUUGUGGUGGAAGUAAUGUUACUAUUGGUAUGGCUGGUGAAUAUCGGAAAUUACUAUCCGAAGGAUGGGUUUAA